This is a messenger RNA of Colletotrichum chrysophilum, 882 nucleotides long. RefSeq lists its product as uncharacterized. The record is from RefSeq and is a predicted model, not a curated record. Bases 1 to 882 code for a protein of 293 amino acids. The transcript has a single exon. Lineage: Eukaryota; Fungi; Ascomycota; Sordariomycetes; Glomerellales; Glomerellaceae.
AUGCGUCUCCCAGUAGCGUCAGCCGCACCGUUGCUCGCGAUGGCUUCCGCGGCCAACUUGACGAGCUACUCGUAUGGCUCGAACGUUCUCCAGUCUUACGAGGUCUACAUCCCGCCGUCCUCGGAUGCGACCACGGCUUGCGACAAGCACUGGAUUGUCUGGAUCCACGGCGGCUUCUACCGCGACUUCACCAACAACGCCACAUCCUCAAUCGAACCCGUCAUCGCAUCACUUGAGGCCAACAACUCCGAUGUUGUUGCAAACCAGAUUGCUGGCAUCGCCUCAUUGAACUACCGUCUCUCCGCUCUCCCAGGCGUCCAGCCCAACAACACCCCGCCAAAUGAGCUGCAGAAUGCCAGGUGGCCCGACCACUUGAACGAUGCCAUUGCAGCGAUCAAGGACCUUGGCAAGCGCUACCCUAUUGAUGGAAAGUACAUCAUCAGCGGUCAUUCCGUCGGCGCGCAGAUUUCGUUCUUCUCGAUUUUGGAAACCUUGAAGGAUCCUUCCAUCCCUAAGCCUGCUGCUGUUUUGGGCGUUAGCGGAAUCUACGACUACCCGCUCCUUCACAUUAGCAAUCCCGAGUACGACACCUUGGUUCUCAACGCCAUGAGGGAGGACCAGCUAGUCGAGGCAAGCCCAGCCAAGGUCGAUGCUGAGGAGUAUGCCUUGAUCGAUCUCAAGGCAUUUGUUGUGGCUCACAGCAGGAAUGAUGGGCUUGUUCCGUGGGAUCAGGUGGAGGCCAUUGAGGCGACGGUGGGUAGCGUGCCUGAGCUGAAGAAUAAGACGACGAUUGUAGAGCUGGACGGCCAACACAAUGAGAUUUGGAAGGGAGGUGUGCAGUUGGCGAAGGCUUUCACAGACACAUUAGCGCUACUCAAGUAG